Molecule: messenger RNA, 810 nt
Organism: Bactrocera tryoni
Lineage: Eukaryota; Metazoa; Arthropoda; Insecta; Diptera; Tephritidae
Product: ribonuclease kappa-B
Exons: 3
Coding region: 183-470 (95 amino acids)
Molecular function (GO): RNA endonuclease activity
Source: RefSeq, a predicted model, not a curated record
GUCGAAGCUGUCAUGUGAUUAUAUUUUUCACCUGACUGACAUUUUUCUUCGCAAAUUUCUUCAACUUCAAUUCGACGACGGCUGAAAAUUUGUAAGUUUUCCGUGAGGAAAAUUGUACGAGGUUUAAGAAGAAAAGUCACCGUUUACCUUUCAGUGUAACACAAAUAAAUAAAUCAGCAAAAAUGAAAAUUUGUGGUCCAAAAUUGUCGCUCUGCGGUUUGAUCAUCUCCGUUUGGGGAAUCAUACAAUUGGUGUUGAUGGGUGUUUUCUUCUUUAUACACAGUGUUGCGCUAAUUGAAGAUUUGCCUAUCAAAGAAGAAUACACAUCUGUAGAAGAAUUCUAUACUGCAGCCAAUGCUGCGUAUAACCAGAAUGCCUACAAUUGCUGGAUUGCUGCCUGCAUCUAUGUGCUGACUCUAUUGUUGUCCGCCCAACAAUUCUAUGUCAACAGCAGAGCAACUGCCAAUUAAUUUAAGAGACCGAGUAACAUAAAACCUAACAAACCUAAAAAAUCAACAACCACUUGUUUAGUUCGUUGACGUAUUAUGUUCUAAAUUUCGCCACCGUCAUCUUAUAUUGUUGAAGUUGUAGCUAGCAGCCAUCUCUAAAUAAAAAAACGCAGCUCAGGUUGUGUCAAGCAUUGCGGAGACAUUAAGUGGGAGCAAUUAUGGAGUACUGCAACACAGUGUGUCACCUCAAGUUCAUCAGCGUCGUCGUUAUUGUUGAUUUUUUUUUUUAAUUUUACUAAGCGGUGUCUGCAGUUAUCAAUGCAAGAAUAUAGUUUUACAAAACCAUUGAGUAACUCUUUAA